AUGUCAUAUAGCUACCUCUUUAAAUUUAUAUUGAUUGGUGAUACAGGUAUGUGUGUUAUGCAUUCGAUUUAAGGUGUUGGGAAAUCUUGUCUUCUUUUGCAAUUCAUAGAUAAGAGAUUCAGACAGAAGCAUGAGGUUACCAUUGGUGUGGAAUUUGGUGCAAGAAUGAUAGAGUUCGAUGGAUAGAACAUAAAAUUACAAAUUUGGGACACGGUACUCUCAAACUCCAUAUUUUUAUAGGCAGGGUAAGAAUCUUUCAGAUCAAUCACUCGUUCUUAUUAUCGAUCUGCUGCUGGUGCAAUCAUAGUGUAUGAUAUUACUAAGAGAGAGACUUUCGAAAACAUUUCUCGAUGGUUGGAGGAAGCUAAAUAAAAUGGAAAUCCAAAAUUGACAUUUACUCUUGUUGGCAACAAGAGUGAUUUGGAAGCAGAGUACAUUGAAUAUUCCUAAUCAUUAGUCGAUAAGUGUCUUUCGAAGAAGGUCAAGAGUUUGCAAGAAAUAAUGGCAUUGAUUUUGUGGAAGUGAGUGCCAAGACAGCCAAUAAUGUCGAAGAAGUAUUCCUUAAGACAGCCUAACAAAUUUUGGAAAAAAUUAAUAGCAACCAAAUUGACCCAAAAAAUGAAAGUCAUGGAAUCAAAGUUGGGACUGAACAAGGAGUCAAAAAAUCAUUUAUUAAUAAUACUCAAUAAUUAUAACCACAACCCGAAACUGAAGAAAAGCAAGGACCAUGUUGUUGAAUCGGAU
Paramecium octaurelia is the source of this 744-nucleotide messenger RNA. NCBI's taxonomy places the organism in Eukaryota, Ciliophora, Oligohymenophorea, Peniculida, Parameciidae. The record is from the annotation of a GenBank genome assembly.